CGCGACGGGCGCGGCUACGGGCCCGAGGGUUAUGGCGGUGAGGGAUUCGUGCCUCCACCUCCGAUGCACCAUCCGUCCAUGCCGCCACAGAACCAGGGCGGUCCUCCACAGCAAGGCGCGGUGAUGAUGGUGUACGGCCUGGACCCGCAGACCGCCAACGCUGAUAGACUGUUCAACCUGUGCUGUCUGUCCGGGAAUGUCGUCCGAAUAAAGUUCUUGAAGACGAAAGAGGGCACCGCGAUGGUACAGAUGGGCGACGGCGUCUCCGUCGAGCGCUGCGUGCAGAACCUCAACAACGUCACCGUCGGCGAGUACACACUCACACUCGCUUUCUCGAAGCAGGCGUACCUGUCCGAGGUGAUGAACCCAUACCCGCUGCCUGACAAGAGCCCCUCGUUCAAAGACUACGUCGGCAACAAGAACAACCGCUUCCUGACACCAGCGUCCAUACACAAGAACAGAAUACAGCCCCCGUCGAAGGUGCUGCACUUCUUCAACACGCCGCCAGACGUGUCCGACGAGCAGCUGCUGCAGGUGUUCAAGGACUACGGCGUCACGCCGCCGCACACCAUCUCCAAGUUCCCGCUCAAGAGUGAGAGAUCAUCGUCGGGCCUGAUGGAAUUUCAGAACAUUUCGCAGUCGGUGAUGGCUAUUAUGGCGUGCAACCACGCCACCAUACAGCAUCCAGGUGCGAAAUUCCCGUUCGUGAUGAAGCUCUGCUUCUCAUCCUCGAGACAAAUCGGCCAGGGCAAGGGACAGCAGCAGAAACAGGAGCAAAACCAAAACCCCAACCAGAACCAACGGCAAGGGCAAAAUAACGGCAUGGCCGAACACGAGUACUAG
Manduca sexta (tobacco hornworm) is the source of this 843-nucleotide messenger RNA. Its product is annotated as heterogeneous nuclear ribonucleoprotein L-like. Gene Ontology annotation, biological process: regulation of RNA splicing; mRNA processing. The record is from RefSeq and is a predicted model, not a curated record. Gene Ontology annotation, molecular function: mRNA binding. Lineage: Eukaryota; Metazoa; Arthropoda; Insecta; Lepidoptera; Sphingidae. Gene Ontology annotation, cellular component: nucleus.